GGCGGGGCGCGCCCGCGGGGCCAUGAGGGCGGGCUCCGGCCAUGGCCCAUGGCAGCGCGGCGGUCAUGCUGAAGUGCGUGGUGGUGGGGGACGGCGCCGUGGGCAAGACGUGUCUGCUGAUGAGCUACGCCAACGACGCCUUCCCCGAGGAGUACGUGCCCACCGUCUUCGACCACUACGCAGUCAGCGUUACCGUCGGGGGCAAGCAGUACCUGCUGGGGCUUUACGACACCGCCGGGCAGGAAGACUAUGAUCGCCUGAGACCUUUAUCUUAUCCUAUGACCGAUGUCUUCCUUAUCUGCUUCUCAGUGGUAAAUCCUGCUUCAUUUCAAAAUGUGAAGGAAGAGUGGGUACCGGAGUUGAAGGAAUAUGCACCUAAUGUUCCCUUUUUACUAGUGGGAACACAGAUUGAUCUUCGUGAUGACCCCAAAACUCUGGCAAGACUGAAUGAUAUGAAAGAGAAGCCCAUCUCUGUGGAGCAAGGACAGAAGCUGGCAAAAGAGAUAGGAGCCUACUGCUAUGUGGAAUGUUCAGCUUUAACACAGAAAGGACUGAAGACCGUUUUUGAUGAAGCUAUUAUAGCCAUUCUAACUCCAAAGAAACACACAGUGAAGAAGAGAAUAGGCUCAAGAUGCAUAAACUGCUGUUUGAUCACGUGAGAUACAUUUGACAACGGCCAGGCUUACUGUGAAAUUCUACUGAAUUUAAAUGCAAUGCAUUAAGUACACAGUGAAUGUGUUACAGGUUUGAAAGCUAAAACUAUGAUUCUUGCCUUCUACAACCAGUGAAAUCCAGAGGAAUAAAAAUCAAACUCGACGAACUUGAAAUAAGAAGCUACCACAUCUGUUACAAAUAUUUUAUUCAGACUGGAAGGAACAAUCUCUCAGGGUUACAUAGUCAAGAGGAAGCAAAAACUGCACCACGUUGAAACGGCAUUUGGAUGAUUUUAUUGAGUGGAGAUGCUUGGCCUGAAAUACUCUAAAUGAUUUUGGAUAAUCUUCUGCUUUGACUAUACAUAUAUAUAUAUAUAUAUCUUAUAUAAAAAACAACAACUUUUGCACAGUCUGUAUGGAAUCUGCACAAAGAAAUACCUUGUCUCUCUUUGCUCCAGUUAUCUGCUUUUGUAUGUAAGCUGCUUCCGGUUCCAGUGUAUCCACAGAGGUGCAAUAAUCAGACCAGCCAAAUAGCCAAAGGUAGCUCCCAGGGAACAGGAAAUGGGCCACACCUGAAAGGAGAACACAAAGUACAAGCAGACAAUGAGGAAAAUGUUUGUGGGGUUUUUUUGUACUUUGUGAGCACAAAUUCUUGGUGUAACCUAGAUACUGACAGUACAGUCUUACCAUCCUUUGAAGUUUGCCAUGCUUUCCUAAAAAUGCCAAAAGUGUAACAAUCAUCUUCAUGAACACUAAAUGCUGUUGUACAGUUUUUUAUUAAUAUGCAUUAAAAUGUAAUCAGGCUUCUGACUAUUGCAGAGUUUAGUUUCAUAUUCCCUAAACUACCUGAAAAAAAAUCACAGGUAUUUAUAUUCCUUGAAGUGUUCAGCUACCCUAAACUUUGUGUUCUGCUGCACACAUCUGAAAACCUUUAGAUUCCUUGGUGAUUUCUCCUUUCAGUCUCACGUGGUGUAAACUUGGUGUUCUGAAACUUUGAGAGGUGUGUAUAAAUUAACUGUUAUUAAGGCCAGAGACUGAGACGAAUAGAAGGUUUUUAUUUUUUUGGUCUUAAAAAGUAGGCAAAGAAAUUAAUUUCUUUAUGGCUAGCAGUAGGGAGGGAACGUAAAUCUUGAAACUGACUCAACAUCUUGCAACCAGUUCAGCAAACAUGUUGUAAGUUAUGUUAAAGAGAACUUUAAUUAUAAGCUAAAAUUCCUAGUAGAAGAAUAGGGAACAGACUCAAUACACCUUACUCACUUUCACAGACCACCUAGUAUUGAGGCAAAGAAGUAAUGGGAAUUUUCCCCCUGCUCCUUUUUAAAAAAUAAAAUAAUAAAUUGGCAUAGAUUUGUAGGGAGGAGUGGCCAACCCAAAACUUAACCAGUCUGUCACACCUAUAGCUUAUAUUAACCAGCCAGCUGUGUACUGCAUUUGAUGAAAGUCUCAAAUAAGUUGAUGGUUAAAAGUAUUUUAGAAUAAACUGAAUUCUUAUUCCUCUUCAAAAUUCUCCUUUGCAUUAUUUUUUCCUCGUUUUUCUUGCAAGGACAAUUUUGCACUUCUGACUGUACAACACAUGUUAACUGAAGUAUGUACAGACUGCACUCCUAUUUUUUAAUUUUUAAAUUAAGGGGGAUUUUUCCACCCUCUGUAGUACUUGAGACUGAGAAAUGCACUAGACAUUAAAGAAAAUACCCACAUCUCAGUGUUCAGCCUUUUCUACUUCAUUUUGAUUUGCAAUUCAUGAAUAUCAAAUUAACCUAUUCUUAAUGGUACUGGUUCCUCCCUUCAUUCAUUUUUCUAGCUCUGAUUCUUCACUUUACUUCAUUAACACUUGGAAAAAUGUAUUUAUUCAAAUCCUUUUAUCAUGGGAUUUUAACCAGGAAUAAGAGUAGUGUAUUUUGUCUUCUGCUGUUUCAUCUUCACAUUCCUUAGCAUUUGCAGUUUUAUAUAUUAUUUGGAGGUCUUAAGGAGUGUAGCAAAGAUGACUAUAAACAAGGUGCCUUAGGUACUCUUUAUUGACCUUGUUUCAUUCUUCCAUUUCUGGAUAUUCUGUCUCUGCUACUUGUUUUUGUUGCUGAAUAUUUUGGCUGUUGCCUCUCAAACCAAAGAUUGCUUGUUUUCAUUCAUUUAACAGUGGUAUUGUAGAUCUUCUAUAAAAAGCCUUUAGAUGCUUUGGCAUGGUAAGAUAUUAUGUAUAUUUAAAACUCACAUGAGUUUGUGGCCUUGCCUAAGUUUGUGCUUUGGGUGGAUCUUUUCAACUUUUAAAUUAAAUGUAAUUAAGUUAUUUCUAGCAUUUUGCUUAUUACUCACAUCUCAAGGAAUAAAAAAGCCCCUGCAAGUCCAGCUGCUCACUCAGUAACAUUUGGUUGGAAUAGAAGUUGUACUCUCUUAACCAUUCAUGAAGUCAGAUACCACUCUGGUAUUCACAAAACUAUGGACAGAGGCUUCAUAACUCAGUGGUCUUUUUACAUCAGAUUCUCUGAGUGAAUAAUGAUCCUUCAUUAAAUGAUACCUACAUUUAUGUUACCUACAUUAGGUGAAUCUGCAUUAGGUGAAUUAAGUUGCCUGUUUGCUUUUCAGAGAUGUAGGUAGAUGUUGGACUGAAUUUUUCAUCUUCCCUAACUUCCCCAAUGACUCAUUGACCCUGUGUCUUUUGGUACUUUGUGUACAGUGUGUGAUUGUACAACUGAAUAGGACCUUUGAUUAUUGUACUACUUUUACCUAAAUGCAACUUGGAACAUGGUUCUUCAAUAGUUUUGUAACUUUUAAUGUUAAUUAUGCCUCUGUCUGUCUUUCAAAACAUUCUGGUUUUCCUUUUUAAAAAUCAGUGUUACUUUACAGAAGUUUCAGGCUGUCUCACUUAACACGAGUGUCUCUGACGUUUGAAAUCCAACACUCACCAAUGGCAGCUGGCAAAGACAGGGGUCAAAGGGAAAAAACCACAGAAUGCUCCAUCUCACUGUCUAUGAAUGAGAAAAGAAACACCACCUCAUCCCUUCUAGUGGUAUACAUCAGAAGAGUACCAGGCCAAGUACUCAUUCUUACUAUGCUGGUCAGAUGGCCCAAAGUAGUCCUGAAGGCAGCCUGAUUGGCCCUUAGAAACUCCCUGCACAUUGCUGUCCUUAUGCUAUUUUUCUCUAACCCUCAAGACAGGACAAAUACUCCCUAAAGCCAGGUAAUUAUACUAGUUCUGCACCUUUCAAUUCUUGACUGCUGGACUUUAGGUUAUAUAUAGCUUGAUACUCCCAUAAGUAUAUUUAAAGAAGCAAGUUAUCAAAGACAGAUUAAGAGGUAGCUCAUAAGCAUAUCAGCUGCACUAAAAUAACAGUUCUUGCAUACAUAUGCCUUCUGUCCAUCUAUGAAAGUAGGUUGCUUUAUUUUGCAUUAGCUGCUGGCCUCAUUUUUCUGAGACCCAAUUACUUUUCCCUGGACCUUUUAAAGUGAAUUUUACUUGCUUAAUCAGUCUGCUUUUGCCCAGUCUUUCAUAUUAUCUCUUAAACUUCAUUUAGCUUCUCUGACUUCGUAUGAACUUCCUCUAAGUGAUAAAGAACUAAGCAGCUAACAGCCAUCUGCAUGUUCUAAGAUAUUCCAUUCCAUUUGUUUAAAGUAUGCAGCUUGUAAUACACCCCUUCUCAUCCCCUGAGAACUAUUCAGCUCAGUUUACCCUACUUUAUGCUCUCUUCUGCUGUGAGGAAGCUGACACAUUCUACCCCACCAUUGAUGUAAUGUCUAGGCUGGGUUGGCAGCCUGGGAACGAGGUACUGGGCAACAUUGCCUCACUGCCCUUUUUUGAGGGGCAAGAAGGUUAAGCUAGAGAGAAAAAUGUGGGGAGCACAGGAGACAGGACAGAACAUUCUUCAGGAAACUGUCAUCUGUCCCAAGAGCUAGGAAGCAUCAGCUGCCAUCCUCACAGUCUAAUAGGAAGAGUCAGUGUAUUAUCAAAUGCAUGCGGCAAAGGGCAAUUUUAAUAACUUAUAUAUGAUUACUAGGAAGCUGAACAGCAGCUUGGCAACAACCAAUCUCCACCUACGUGCUUAACAAGGACAAAAACUGCAUUUUAUAGGACAGAGCACGAGCCGGUGGUUAAUACAAAAUGAUCCUGUCUUUUGUUAUUUGUGUAAUUUUUCUUUUUGCUUUUUCUUUUUACCUGGCAGCAAUGAGAAGAGAUUUUUUAGGCUAGCUAAAUAGACACAGCAGAACUGCAAGGCUUCUAGCAUAUACUAGAACUCAUUUUAAGAAUAGGGACUCAAAAUAGGAAUUGCCAACCAUUGGGGACACAAAUAAGCUGGUUUCCUCAGCACUCCUCAGAACACCCAUGAACUGAUGUGAGCACACCAAGCAUGCUGCAUGGAAAGCAGAGCAUGUUGCAGGAUCCCAGCAGGGGAUCUACCUCUGCUGUACUAUGCAUGGAGAUAGUUAAGCCAGAAUUCUGACUGUAUGACAGUUCUGUCAUGCAAGUUACAAAUCUGUGACUUGCUUAUGAUGCAAUGGGAUUUACCUUGACGUUGGUGAGGACAUGAAGGCCAGAUUCUUAUAGGCCAGGGUAACAACACCCUAAUAAAGUUUUUAAAAAUACUAUCAAGUAAGGAGCAGAAUGCUGGAACUUGAAUUCUACAAAUGCCAACACAGUGGGGCACUUUUUUUUUCUUCAGUAAACUGGUCCCAUUCUUUAGAUGUGUGCUUUUCUUGUAUUCCUAAACUCAAUUUUUUGUAUGCUUACUAUUUCAAAAGAUCUAUUUAUGAGUGUCAAUUAAAAAGCUAUGUAAUAAUUUUUGUUUCAUUUUAAAACUUAAUAAAAGAGCACAAUUACUUUCCCUCCC
Messenger RNA from Calypte anna (Anna's hummingbird), 5473 nucleotides. RefSeq names its product ras homolog family member Q (gene RHOQ). Gene Ontology annotation, molecular function: GTPase activity; GTP binding. Gene Ontology annotation, biological process: cortical actin cytoskeleton organization; small GTPase-mediated signal transduction. NCBI's taxonomy places the organism in Eukaryota, Metazoa, Chordata, Aves, Apodiformes, Trochilidae. The record is from RefSeq and is a predicted model, not a curated record. The coding region runs from base 42 to 659 and encodes 205 amino acids. The transcript has 5 exons.